AUGCGAAUAAAAGAAGCGAUUCUUCGCAAGAAAAUCAUUCAACAAUUGAAUGAGGAAUGGAAAGAUUAUGAGGAUGAGAUUGCUGCUUUGCUUCGACAAGAGACGAACGCGAAUCAUCCAAAUGAGCUACUGAAUCUAUUGCGAGUGGCGAAAUCAAUGCAAUUAAAGCAGCAAAAAAUCUCGACCGCUAGUUUCUCACCGCGUACUCCACGAACGCCACACUCUCCAACGAAAUCCUCAUCGAAAUUCCCAUUCUCUCCAGAGCUCUCCACACUAAAAGAGUCAAAGCGUUGGCAAAGGAGACGGCGAAGGGUUUUCGACGAAAGAGAAAAUGAUCCCCUUGACGAGCAAUCGGGGUUGGGCGAUGAGCACAAGAAAUCGUUGACGAGAAAGGAGAGCCAAGAUGGACCGAAACAGCAUCCAUUGCAAGCAUUUGUCGAUGAACUACAAACGAAAUUGACCGUUUUACAAAAAAGAGCACUUAAAGUCACUUGGAAGCGAUUAUCGGAGGCGCCAAAAACCUCAGGAAGAGGCACCAUUCACAUCAUGGAAAAGAUUUUUGAAAAAAUGGUCGAACUUGAGCCAAAAGUACCAUCAUUGUUUUAUAAAUCGGCAUUCAUUUCUUGUUGUCAUGAUCGAAAGGAUGGUAGAGCCGUUGGUGACACGAUAUCAACAACGCGAGACCAUGCACAUAUUCUUGUUCAAUACAUCGACACAAUGCUUCAGUUGAUGUUUGAGGGGAAAGCUGAUCGACAAAUGCCGUCACCGGAAGAGAUCGGCGCAUAUCAUGUUCGCUUGUACCCACUCGGACUGCAGCGGCACAUGUGGCAAGUGAUGGGCGAAAGUAUGGCUGAGGUGAUGUUCGUUCAAGAGUGUGUUCGAGCGUAUCCACACGCCGCCUCAGCAUGGUCAUUGCUCUCCGUGGCGUUCACCGAUAAAAUCUAUGGUGCCUGCAAGCCGCCAAAGGAUCCAUCGGAGAUUUCAAUCACUUGUAAACCAAUAAUCGAGCGUGAGGAUUCGCCAUCAUCGGAUUCGGGAUGUCCUUACAGUAACAAAUCCUCGAUGAGAGACGAUCACUCAGGCAGUGAGGGAACCAGCGGGGUUGAAAGCGUAUCUCCUCACAAAGAGCCACCAAAUUCGAUUGGGAAUCGAUUUGGAAAAUUGCGGCCACCAGGGCUUCUCCAUCCGAUGAAUCUCUCACAGGAGGCUAUUUACGAGCCACCAAUCGAUUACACG
Messenger RNA from Mesorhabditis belari, 1236 nucleotides. The record is from the annotation of a GenBank genome assembly. Lineage: Eukaryota; Metazoa; Nematoda; Chromadorea; Rhabditida; Rhabditidae.